This is a messenger RNA of Eubalaena glacialis (North Atlantic right whale), 750 nucleotides long. It is a transcript of the gene FAM133A, whose product is annotated as family with sequence similarity 133 member A. The transcript has a single exon. Bases 1 to 750 code for a protein of 249 amino acids. NCBI's taxonomy places the organism in Eukaryota, Metazoa, Chordata, Mammalia, Artiodactyla, Balaenidae. The record is from RefSeq and is a predicted model, not a curated record.
AUGGGGAAGCGGGACAAUCGGGUGGCCUAUAUGAAUCCUAUAGCAAUGGCCAGAUGGAGGGGCCCAUCUCAAUCUGCAGGCCCAACAAUACAAGAUUAUCUGAAUCGACCAAGGCCCACCUGGGAAGAAGUGAAGAAACAAUUAGAAAAUAAAAAGAAAGGCUCCAAGGCAUUAGCUGAAUUUGAAGAAAAAAUGAAUGAGAAUUGGAAGAAGGAACUAGAAAAAAGCAGAGAGAAAUUAUUAAGUGGAAAUGAGAGCUCAUCCAAAAAAAGAGAAAGAAAGAAAAAGAAAAAGAAGAAAUCUUGUCAGUCUUCAUCUUCUUCUACAUCAAGCUCUGAUUCUUCAAGCAGUUCUUCAGAUUCUGAGGAUGAGGAAAAGAAACAAGGAAAAAAGAGAAAGAAAAAGAAGAACCGUUCAUACAAAUCAUCAGAAAGCUCUACAUGUGAAUCUGAAUCAGAGAGCAAAGAAUCUGUAAAAAAGAAAAAGAAGUCAAAGGAUGAAACAGAGAAAGAAAAGUAUAUUAGAAGUCUCAGCAAAAAAAGAAAGAAGACUUGUCCUGAGGAUAAACCUUUAUCAUCGGAGUCCUCAACAGAAUCAGAUUAUGAAGAGGAGGUGCAAGCAAAAAAGAAGAGAAGACGUGAAGAGCGAGAAAAAGCAACAGAAAAAGCAAAGAAGAAGAAGAAGAAACAGCACAAAAAACAUAGUAAGAAGAAGAAAAAGAAGUCAGGUUCAAACCACAAGUCCGGAUAA